Messenger RNA from Macrosiphum euphorbiae (potato aphid), 792 nucleotides. NCBI's taxonomy places the organism in Eukaryota, Metazoa, Arthropoda, Insecta, Hemiptera, Aphididae. The record is from the annotation of a GenBank genome assembly.
AUGUAUAUUGAACGAAGAAAAAAUCUCCCUCCCUACCCAACAUCUUCUGAAGAUGCAAUUACAAAAAUAAAUGAAUUUCAAGAUGCAGAUUUUUUAAUGUUUAGAGGGGAAAAGUUUGUACAUUUACCCGAAGAUUCUACUUUUAUUUGUUUAACCACUGAAAAAAAUCUUCAAUCAGUAAAAGAAGUUUUUCCGGCUGUACAAAUUAAAACAUGCCGUUUUCACUUGGGACAAGCUUGGUGGCGCAAAAUUAAUGGUGAAUCAAAAUUAAGAACGGCAUAUAACGAUAAAAAUAACGAUUUACCAAUAUGGCUCAAAUCAUUUUUCGGACUUUCUUUUAUCGCUCCAGAUGAUGUCGAGGAUGCUUUAGUCGAACUUAUAAGUGUAUGUCCAAAUAUUUCAGUUGGACGACUUUUUUCGGAUUAUGUUUUGGAAACGUAUAUUGAACAGGGUUGUUUAUUUCCACCUAUUUUAUGGGCUGAAACACCAUCAUCAAAUCCUAGGACUACAAACGGGGCUGAAAGUUUCCAUAGUACAUAUAAUGCACAGUUUAAUAGUGCUCAUCCACCAAUAUUUUUCGUUAUAGCUACCCUUAUGGAAACUCAGGCAGAAUCAGUUACCAAAUUAUUAACCAUUUCCAAAGGUAUAAUAAAACCAAAAUCGAAUAAAGAAUCAAGGAAAAUUGAAAAUUUGAAAAAUGAACACAAACAUUAUGUAAACAAUAAAACACCAGAAAAUUUACUAAAGUAUUUGGCCAUAGUUGGAAAUAGGAAUCGGGGGUUUAAAAUUUAA